CAUUGCCACCUCUUUGCACACAUCAGCCCUACACAAGGGUUUCUCUCUCUCUCCACUUUCUUCUUGCUUCUUUUCUUCUUUCACUUUCAGCUAAAAUCUAAAGGGCAAACCCACUCCCGCCAUCUCUACGAGAGAAAUGGCGUCCGGCUCAAUGUCCGCCCGUGGCUCCGGCUCUUGGACUGCUAAGCAGAACAAGGACUUUGAGAAGGCUCUGGCAGUGUAUGACAGAGACACUCCUGACCGUUGGUUUAACAUCACCAAGGCCGUUGGUGGAAAGACCGUGGAGGAAGUGAAGAGGCAUUACGAAAUCCUUGUGGAGGAUGUCAAAAAUAUUGAAGAGGACCAAGUGCCCUUCCCCAAAUACAGGUCCACUGGAGGAAGCAGCCAGGGUAACAUUAACAUGAGUUAUGAGGAAACGAGGAUGAAAAAUCUAAAGCUCCGGUGAAGUACGGCCUCAAGGUAGCAGGAAUGAAGAUGCAUUAAUUGGUCUUCUCCCCCUGAAUCGCAAUAAGCGGCUCUUCGGAUUGUUGUUGUUCUUAUUAGUUUUUGAACUGUGUAUUAGUGUUUCAAGGAAGGUAAAUUAAAGCUAUGCUUUUUACUUCCUUUAUGUUUGUGUAAUGAAUUGUACGAUUUGAAAUUAUAUAUUAUAAUUAUAUGUGUUUUGUUUACUA
Molecule: messenger RNA, 671 nt
Organism: Cornus florida
Lineage: Eukaryota; Viridiplantae; Streptophyta; Magnoliopsida; Cornales; Cornaceae
Product: protein RADIALIS-like 1
Exons: 2
Coding region: 137-445 (102 amino acids)
Molecular function (GO): DNA-binding transcription factor activity
Source: RefSeq, a predicted model, not a curated record